AUCCGAGUAUUGCUCUAUUUUAAAAUUUUAGACACCAAAUGCUAAAGCUACGGAAGGCGGAGGCGGUUAGGCUGUUACCCAAUCCGUUGAUAUUUUGCUUUGGAAAAAGAACAGAUACAGAAGCUCUUAGUCUCUUCUGUUGCUUCAGCUUCCUUUUCUUCUCCUCCAUGUAUGGCUGCUCUUCCUUUUCCCGCUCUCACUAACCCGCUCGCUUCUCUCUACAUUCCCAGAAAACCCCACAGCUCCCCUACCCAUUUUGCGAACUUGAACCAAACUGCUGGAAACGUUCAAAUCUCUUAUAAAUCUUAUCUCAACCAGAUAUCUUCUCUCUGCAAAGAAGCCCACCUUCGAGAAGCCGUGAAUUUGGUUGCUGAUAUGGAAUUGGAAAAUAUCACAAUCGGACCUGAUGUAUACGGAGAACUCCUUCAGGGUUGCGUUUACGAGAGAGCUCUUUCGUUGGGUCAGCAAAUCCACGGUCGAAUUCUCAAGAAUGGUGAGUAUAUUGCAAAGAAUGAGUACAUCGAGACCAAAUUGGUGAUCUUCUAUUCAAAAUGUGACGAGUCAGAAAUUGCCAACCGUUUGUUUGGCAAGCUGCUGGUACAGAACGAGUUUGCUUGGGCUGCUAUUAUGGGAUUGAAAAGUAGAAUUGGGUUUAAUGAAGAAGCUUUGAUGGGUUUUUGUGAGAUGCACGAAAAUGGGCUACUUUUGGAUAAUUUUGUUAUUCCAAUUGCUUUGAAGGCUUCUGGUGCUCUGCAAUGGAUUGGGUUUGGGAAAUCCGUACAAGGCUAUGUAGUCAAGAUGGGUUUAGGCGGGUGUAUCUAUGUUGCUAGUAGUCUUCUGGAUAUGUAUGGUAAAUGUGGGUUAUGUGGAGAUGCAAAGAAGGUGUUUGAUAAAAUUCCUGAGAAGAAUAUAGUAGCUUGGAAUUCGAUGAUUGUAAAUUUUACUCAGAAUGGACUGAAUGCUGAAGCAAUUGAGACGUUUUAUGAGAUGAGGGUGGAAGGUGUUGUACCCACUCAAGUGACUCUAUCAAGUUUUCUUUCAGCUUCAGCUAAUUUGAGUGUGAUCGAUGAGGGUAAGCAAGGGCACGCCUUAGCAGUGUUAUCUGGACUGGAACUGACCAACAUAUUGGGAAGUUCGCUCAUAAAUUUUUAUUCCAAGGUUGGUUUGGUUGAGGAUGCUGAGCAGGUUUUCAGUGAAAUGUUGGAGAAAGAUAUGGUGACAUGGAAUUUGCUGGUCUCUGGUUAUGUGCAUAAUGGGCUGGUUGAUCGGGCACUUGACUUAUGUCACGUAAUGCAGUCAGAAAAUUUGAGGUUUGAUUCUGUGACUCUUGCUUCAAUAAUGGCUGCGGCUGCUGACUCUAAAAAUUUGAAACUAGGGAAGGAAGGGCAUUCUUUUUGUGUUAGAAACAACCUUGAAUCUGAUAUUGCUGUUGCUAGUAGUAUAGUAGAUAUGUAUGCCAAAUGUGAAAAAUUGGAAUGUGCAAGACAAGUUUUUGACACAACGGUAAAGAGAGACCUUAUAAUGUGGAACACACUGUUGGCUGCCUAUGCAGAGCAGGGUCAGAGUGGUGAAACAUUAAAAUUGUUUUAUCAGAUGCAGUUAGAAGGUCUGCCACCAAAUGUGAUAUCCUGGAACUCUGUGAUUUUGGGUCUUUUGAAUAAAGGUGAAGUUGAUGAGGCUAAAGACAUGUUCUUGGAGAUGCAGUCUCUUGGUGUCUGUCCUAAUUUAAUUACUUGGACUACUCUCAUAUGUGGACUCGCUCAGAAUGGUCUUGGUGAUGAAGCAUUCCUGACAUUUCAGUCAAUGGAAGAAGCUGGCAUUAAACCCAACAGUUUGAGUAUUAGCUCGCUACUUUCAGCUUGCACAACUAUGGCAUCUCUGCCUCAUGGAAGAGCAAUUCAUUGUUACAUCAUAAGACAUGACCUUUUGGUAUCAACACCGGUCUUAUGCUCCUUAGUGAAUAUGUAUGCUAAAUGUGGUAGUAUAAAUCAAGCAAAGACGGUGUUUGAUAUGAUAAUGAAAAAGGAAUUGCCCAUCUAUAAUGCAAUGAUCUCUGGCUAUGCAUUACACGGUCAAGCAGUGGAAGCUCUUUCACUCUUUAGACGUCUAAAAGAGGAUUGUAUAAAACCAGAUGAAAUAACCUUUACCAGUAUCCUUUCAGCAUGCAGUCAUGCUGGACUUGUAACAGAAGGGUUAGAGCUUUUCAUCGAUAUGGUUUCUAAUCAUAAAAUAGUAGCACAAGCAGAGCAUUAUGGUUGUCUCAUUAGUAUUCUUUCUAGGUGUCAUAACUUAGACGAAGCUUUAAGACUUAUUUUAGGUAUGCCUUUUGAGCCUGAUGCAUCUAUAUUUGGAUCUCUACUUGCUGCGUGCAGAGAGCAUCCUGACUUAGAACUCAAAGAACGUUUAUUUGAACACUUGUUGAAAUUGGAGCCAGAUAAUUCAGGAAACUAUGUGGCAUUAUCAAAUGCAUAUGCUGCUACUGGAAUGUGGGAUGAAGCAUCAAAAGUGAGGGUUCUGAUGAAAGAAAGGGGUCUUAGGAAGACUCCUGGGCAUAGCUUGAUUCAGAUUGGAAAUGAAACACAUGUAUUUUUCGCUGGAGAUAAAUCACACUCCAGAACAAAAGAAAUUUAUAUGAUGUUGGCACUUCUUAGAGUGGAAAUGCAAUCCACAAGAUGUAUACCUGUGAUCAGUUAAGCUGCUAUCUUUUAUUUCCAUUCUUGAGAAGAGGAAGUCAUGCCUGUACUGCAUGAUGCAGAUUCUUUUUGUCUAGGAAAAAUCUAGAAAUUAGUGACGGUUUAAACGAUUGAAGGCCUCACGGACUUGGAUAGACAGCUGCAAAAUAUCAUUUACCCUUGCUUGCAGCAACUCAUUGACGACCUGUCACAUGGGCUGGAAAAAUAUGAUCUGAACAUUGAAUUCUCAAGAAAUAUUGAGUAGUGGUUUUUGAACUGUUAUUCCUUUUGGACGGCUAGAAAUCCUCUACCUAGUUUAGGAGGCAGCGCUCCUCCUGUUAUGAGUGAUUUGAAACCUUUUGGGUUGUUUUCACCUGUGAUAGAAAUCUAGGUACAAGUAGAUAAACCAAUUCCAAUCUGAGUCCGACAUCAAAUAAACUUGAGUUGAUUAGCAACUAUGGAGUUCAAAACAUCAUGAUGGAAUGCUCGAGAAACCCAUUUGUCAUUGUCUAUAUUGACAAGCAAUGCAGAGAAGCAGUGGUGUGUAGUUGUGAUGGAUUGUUUAAACGAGCUGUACGAGUUGCUUUCAUGUCAAACUCAGGUUUUUGGUCUCUUUCGUAAAGCCUGUAGAUGAUUUGAUUCUUUUACUGUAUAUCAUUCAGAUCCUCUUACCAAUUGAAUAAUCCACUAGAAACACAACUUUGCUUGGUCUCUACUAUGAACAUACCAAAGCAUAUGAGAUGGAAUGGCCAUAACAUACUUUCUGCGCUAGCUUCUAUUUGGUGCGAGAUUAUUCUCGUUAAGAUUUGCACUUUGAAAUUUUCAAUUAAAUAGUUAACUCUAGCCUAAAAUGCUUGUACUUUUUUCUGUUUAAAUGAUGGGGAUUCCUGACUUUCAUACACCAUGCUCAAUAUUUGAUGCUUUUCUCUUCCUAUAAAGCAGCCAAGAUGAUGCACCCCACCGGACUUAAUUGUAUGGUGUUUGAGAAGUGAGACUUACAGGACAAAUUUUCAGUUUCAGGAUUGUCAUUAUACAAUACACUGCAGAUUAACAGGAACUGGUACUAGGAAAUGAUCUCAGUACAAAACAUCAAUAAAUAUUCUUACUUCUGCCAGGGACUAGAAGACCGUGCUACUUUAGAGAAAGACAUUGCUUUCUUUCGUCGGUAUGUCUUUCCUUCUCUCUCUUAUGUAUCUAGUUAACCUUGCUUUCAUAGAAAUAGUAAUGACUCUAUGUUGUUCUUUUAUCCUUGCUACAUCCACAUGGGCAUUGAUUUCAUUGCAUAAAACUAAAGUGGCUAUCAUUGAUGGA
Benincasa hispida (wax gourd) is the source of this 3983-nucleotide messenger RNA. It is a transcript of the gene CRR21, whose product is annotated as Tetratricopeptide repeat (TPR)-like superfamily protein. Gene Ontology annotation, molecular function: RNA binding; protein binding. Lineage: Eukaryota; Viridiplantae; Streptophyta; Magnoliopsida; Cucurbitales; Cucurbitaceae. The record is from RefSeq and is a predicted model, not a curated record. Gene Ontology annotation, biological process: RNA modification.